AUGUAUAAACAUGAAGAUCGGGAAGCAGCUGGCACAGCGCUUUUUAUAAUGUCGUUAGUGUGUACGGCUUUGACGUCUGUUUGUCUGCUAACAUUUUGUACCCGGAAGCAUUGUUUGGUCGUUCUUCCGGAAUUAUCCCUACUUUUUUGCUCCGUGUCUUUCGCAGUCUCUGCCAUCGUAUAUCUGUUUUCGCUCCUUUAUAGGGAUCAGAUUUCAUGCAUGGAGUACAAUUCAAAACUGAUUUUCGUGGUGACUGGCGUGCAACACAUCCCUUGCACAACAGUCGCUAUAUUUCUGUACUAUUUCGGCACAACCGGGCGUUUGUGGUGGUUCGUACUGUGUUGCACUUGGAAUAGAUACACGCAAAGGCAUCAGCAAAAUUUGGUUAGUGCUUAA
Molecule: messenger RNA, 396 nt
Organism: Gongylonema pulchrum
Lineage: Eukaryota; Metazoa; Nematoda; Chromadorea; Rhabditida; Gongylonematidae
Source: the annotation of a GenBank genome assembly